This is a messenger RNA of Cololabis saira (Pacific saury), 803 nucleotides long. Its product is annotated as lipid droplet assembly factor 1-like. Lineage: Eukaryota; Metazoa; Chordata; Actinopteri; Beloniformes; Belonidae. The transcript is spliced from 5 exons. The record is from RefSeq and is a predicted model, not a curated record. The coding region runs from base 80 to 532 and encodes 150 amino acids.
CUCGGCUUUAGUGACACAUGUGAGCCGCAGCUUUUAAUCGAGAUUUACAGCAUUUUUCAGUCAGUUCAGGUGUGUGAAAAUGCAGCGAAGCAGCGGUCUGACUCAGCAGCUUUGGGAAAGAUGGAUGAUCCUGGUGCGCCGGAUCCAAGAUGACCCCAGGGCAGCACGCUUGAUGAGCACGAGAAUCGGCCAGUACCUCAGCUGCCACCCUUUCUCUGCUCUCACACUGCUGCUCUUUGGUGCCAUGGCUGCGUUGCCAGUUGGACUUUUCCUCACUUUUGCCUUAUUGACCAUCGUUAUCUCGGUAGUAGGUUUUGUUUUCUUUGAAGCGUUCCUGUUAUUUGUCGGAGGGUCGACUCUUCUGGCCGCCCUCACCGGCAUCGCCUUCUUCUCUUUCCUGGUUUCAGCCGUCAUUAAUUCUUUCUUCAUCACAAUUCCCAAUUUACUGAAGCGAUAUCCACCUCUGGCAAAGAAAGGUGUAAACCAGGAGAGGGAGGGUGAGAGUGAAACAGCGGGACUGAAGGCGAUGUAGCAGACUGCCUCGUCCUCUUUCUAACUUAAGUUGUGGCUCGACACUACUGACACUGGACGCUCUUGAUCCAGGGAUCUGAUCUGAAUGCACUGCAUGCUGGCUUGAGUCAACAAAAGCACAAAAAACGCAAUAAUGUUGGAUAAUCUUCAAUUUAUUUGCCAGGGUCAUUCUUCUUGUUUUUUCCAUUUUAGCGUGAUAACUCUUCGUGAGUUUUACCAUUUCAGCCUCAAGUAAGGCUUGUUAAACUAUCAGAAAAAAAGCUCCAGCUCAA